Molecule: messenger RNA, 3585 nt
Organism: Thunnus maccoyii (southern bluefin tuna)
Lineage: Eukaryota; Metazoa; Chordata; Actinopteri; Scombriformes; Scombridae
Product: COUP transcription factor 2-like
Exons: 3
Coding region: 571-1914 (447 amino acids)
Biological process (GO): negative regulation of transcription by RNA polymerase II; cell differentiation; anatomical structure development
Molecular function (GO): nuclear receptor activity; zinc ion binding; RNA polymerase II cis-regulatory region sequence-specific DNA binding
Source: RefSeq, a predicted model, not a curated record
CAAAGCAUCAUCAAAAUCAUCAUCCAUCAUCCCCUCUCUCUCUCUCGCUCCUCUCCGUUUUCUUUUUAAUGUAACUUCUGACUGAUCGGGAGAGCAGGGAGCGUCUGGAAAGCCUGGUUCAUAUCUGAGGAAGGAUCUGCUCGCACGGUAGCCCGUUAAAGCUGGGCACACAGGACAGAGAGGAUCAGAUUAUAUUUAUACUUUUUGGAUAACGUUGCUUCCCUCUAUGUGGAUUUUGGCUCAGUGUUGUCUGUCUUUACGUUUCCCUCUGUGGAUGUUAUAGUGCAUUAUCUCGGUCUGAAUGAAGCUUUCUUUUUGGAUUUCCACCGCGCCGAAGCAGUUUCUGGGUGACUGGCCAUUUUUGACUUGUGAAGUCGCGCGUUAUAAUUAUAUUGCCGUUAUCUUAUGAGCUCUAUCCACAUUUGAAGCCGUAACUUGUAUUCUGUUUUGUCAGGCAAUGUCGCAUUUUCCUUGAACGUGCAAUUAGUAAUUCAUGCAGACAAAUCGUGUGCGUUAAUUAUCGCGUAAAAAGAGGAAAGUUGGGCGCGCAAAGUUUUGGAGACGGUAGAAAUGGCUAUGGUGGCGUGGAGAAACACCGAGGGCGUCGGGGACACCCAGGGGACCCUCUCCUCCCCGGUGUCCCAGGUCGCACCCCUGUCUCUGUCCGGGGAGCUGACUGGACACAUGAACCAGGCGACCUCUCUGGAAAUACCCCCGGCGGCAGCAGCACCCCAGGGCGCACCGCCGCCCAACCCGUCCAGCUCAACCACCGCGUCCACCACCACCACUACCAACAACAACAGCAACAACACCUCCUCUUCCUCCUCCUCCUCCUCCUCGUCCAUGGACAAACAGCAGAGCCAGCAGAUCGAGUGCAUCGUUUGCGGGGAUAAAUCCAGCGGAAAGCACUAUGGACAGUUCACAUGUGAAGGAUGUAAGAGCUUCUUUAAACGCAGCGUCAGGAGGAACCUGAGCUACUCCUGCAGGGCCAACAGGAACUGUCCCGUAGACCAGCACCACCGCAACCAGUGCCAGUACUGUCGCCUCAAGAAAUGCCUCAAAGUCGGCAUGAGGAGGGAAGGUACGGGCUGGCAUCCUCCUGUUGUCGCUUUCGCUGUACAGAGAGGCAGGAUUCCCACACAGUCCUAUCACGGUCAGUUUGCUCUGACGAACGGGGACCCUCUCCAAUGCCAUUCCUAUCUGUCGGGAUACAUCUCUCUGCUGCUGCGGGCCGAGCCCUACCCGACCUCCAGGUUCGGCUCUCAGUGCCUCCAGAACAACAACAUCAUGGGCAUAGAGAACAUCUGUGAGCUGGCGGCCCGGAUGCUGUUCAGCGCCGUGGAGUGGGCCCGCAACAUCCCUUUCUUCCCGGACCUGCAGGUACCGGACCAGGUGGCCCUGCUCCGCCUCACCUGGAGCGAACUGUUCGUCCUGAACGCCGCUCAGUGCUCCAUGCCCGUCCACGUCGCCCCGCUGCUGGCCGCCGCCGGUCUCCACGCCUCCCCGAUGUCCGCGGACCGAGUGGUGGCCUUCAUGGACCACAUCCGGGUCUUCCAGGAGCAGGUGGAGAAGCUGAAGGUGCUGCAUGUGGAUUCAGCGGAGUACAGCUGCAUCAAGGCCAUCGUGCUGUUCACCACAGAUGCUUGUGGUCUGUCAGACGUGGCCCAUGUGGAAGGUCUGCAGGAGAAAUCCCAGUGUGCUUUAGAAGAGUACGUGAGGAGCCAGUAUCCCAACCAGCCGAACAGGUUUGGGAAGCUGUUGCUCCGCUUGCCUUCCCUACGCACCGUCUCUUCUUCUGUCAUAGAGCAGCUUUUCUUCAUCCGUCUGGUGGGGAAAACCCCCAUAGAAACUCUGAUAAGGGACAUGCUGCUGUCUGGGAGCAGCUUCAACUGGCCUUACAUGCCUAUUCAAUAGAGGAGAAACUCUACAAUGGUGCUACUAAGGUCAGGAAAAGGUCCCACACCUCAAAUGAAGUCAUUUCAUCUACUGCAGCUUAAAAUGUUGAACAAGGAAAAAAACUGCCAGUGGAAUAAGAUAAUUACAGCCAUUUUCAAGGUAAAAAAAAAAAAAAAAAAUCAUAAUUUUUCUUGUAUUAACCGCCAUUUUCUUGACACCUGAGGAGUGAUCUGCCUUAUUCUGCAUUGUGUCGCUACGUUUCUAAAAACAUCCCUGAAACAAAUGAAGCGUACUGAAGAUGUAAUAUGAUCUGAGCCCACUGGCAGAAUUUUUUCACUUGUUUUAAGUUUAUUUUAUGAGAGAAUUUGAGAUGAAAUGACUGGUUUCGGUGGACAUUUUUUGCAGUGUGGUGACCACUCACAGUCUAUGUUUUUUUGGGGGGAUUACAAACAAUAUUUAUUGGACCCUGUGUGUAUAUUUAUCGUGCUUGUAAAUUAUGUUUCGGCUCCUUUUUUAAUGUUUUACGUAUUUUUGCCCGGGCUAGUGAGAAAACUGCAGGGAUUGUCUUGUGUCGAUCUUUUAUUUUUUUUGUUUGUUUUAUACCUUCCAGACAUGGCACUUUGGACUAAAGGAACAUUUCAGAAAGAUUUAACACAAGUGUUUGAAACCCAAACAUCUACUGAUUUCCAGCAGGUUCAUUUGACUUUAAGCUACUCGCUCAACAGUGUACAGACGGAGAGGAGAGAUUAACGCUCUGUCUGAGUUACGUUGGUUUCUAUUUGAAUUGUGGACGCACGAAGAAAAAAAAAAGCAAAAGAUAUUUGGAAACUGCACUUCUCAUGGUCAGUGUUAUGCUAAAUAAUGCAUUAUUUAUUAACCAUUUCAUGAGUAAUAUCUUUACUUUUUUUUACACAAAUAUUUCUUUGAAUAUUUUGGUUAAUUACUGGCAGCAGUAAUUAUUUCCUUUUCAAUUUCUACUAAUUUUGCUUUCGAAAAAAGUAAAAACAUUUUUUUUUCUUCCUGAAUGAUCAGAAACCAAACACAGCAUCAACGUCUGUUUUUUCUCCUGAUACUUGAUGAUUACAUGUUAUAAAAUUUUAACAUGGAGAAAAUCAUGUUAAUUUCUCAUCAAAACAGUGAUUUUUGUUCAUGUUUCUACCGUUUCUCAUCUAAACUAGUAGAUAUCAUGAUGACCUUAGUCUAAUAUUUUUAUAUAUGAAGGGACUGAAAACAGAUUUGUAUUCUUUUGACUGGUAACAGAUAAAAGUAAUGACAUUACUUUACUGGAUUAAUGAUUAAUGCAUUACCAAGCACUUCUAAUUCAUUUAUGUUUCCAGGUCUUUUACACUGACUGUCUCAGAGAGAUUUAAAAAUAUAUUGUUACAGUUUCUUAAUGAGAUAAACCAACUGUACACAACUUCCCAGGUCAAGUAACAAAUAUAUUCCAUGAUAAUUCAUGCAUUUAUGAGCCCAGGCCGCUUUAUGGCACAAUAGACCACUGCAGGGUAUUGCUGAACUGAAAGUGUGUGUAUGUGCGUGCAUGUGUGCAUGCAUCUGUGCGUGCGUGUGUGUGCGUGUGUGUGUGUGUGUGUGUAUGAGUGUGUAUUUGUGUUUACUUCUUUUUGACAACCACUCUGAUGUACUGUGAAAGCAUAUUGGUUAACAUAUUGGUACCGUAUUAAAUUAUAA